Molecule: messenger RNA, 2352 nt
Organism: Scophthalmus maximus (turbot)
Lineage: Eukaryota; Metazoa; Chordata; Actinopteri; Pleuronectiformes; Scophthalmidae
Gene: pigs
Product: phosphatidylinositol glycan anchor biosynthesis, class S
Exons: 12
Coding region: 131-1819 (562 amino acids)
Biological process (GO): attachment of GPI anchor to protein
Cellular component (GO): GPI-anchor transamidase complex
Source: RefSeq, a predicted model, not a curated record
UCUGGAUAACAACAUAUUUUUUAGUUUUCAGUGCCAAAUGAAUCGGGUUUUUUUUUUAAUGUGAGUCAUGUGACUUGUGACUGACUGUUGCUCCUUGUGCGAACGCACCUCUUCCAGUUCAUUGACAGAAAUGGCUACCUCGGAAGUAGAGCGCCGACGAGGCCAUCUUGCUGCUCUGUCCAUAGCAGCAGUGGUCAUCAUGGUUGGAGUCCCUCUGUGGUGGCGAACAACCGAAACGUACCGCGCGUGGUUGCCUGUCAGUCAGAUACAGGAGCUGUCAAAGCUGCAGCUACAGUUGAGUGCUGAUGUGGAGGUCGUGUUUUCACGUGGCACCGUGACACCAGAACAACAGAAGAAGCUCCCGCUGACACAGACGCAGGAUGAGGAGCACAGAGUUGAUGAGGACACAGCUUUGAGUUACAGGUAUGAGACGAGGUACCGCACAGCUACAGUCAUGGAGGAGGAUGCCCUGAACCAGCCGACUGCUGCAGAGGCAGAUCUGUCUCUGCACACACUCAGCGAGAGUCCAUGUGGUUCUUUGGUCGUGUAUGUGAUACCAGAGUCAUCUACACUGCUGCCUCAGGAUGUCGACGUGUAUAUCGGUCGAAGACGGACGGCCUUUCUUCGUAUUGGUGCCAAGAUGAGAGUGGGCAGGACUCUAGAACAGCUGCUUGCUCAUAUGGAGCCACGAGUUAAGCAGGUGCUGCAGGUGAUGUCAUUUAGCCACACUGACAUCACCGCUGCCCUCAGCGACAGAGUCCGUCUCAGCCCUGGCAACAAGGAGAGCAUCGCUGACAGUAUGAGAGCCUUUAAAUCCAGCCCGGGUUAUGAAAUAACAUUCAGUCUGUUAAACCCAGACCCAAAGUCUCACCGGCUACACUGGGACAUUGAGGGUGCCGCGCAGACCUACAUCCAACCUUUACUCACAAAACUGGCCCCUGUGGCCAAUUUCAGCAUGGACUCCCAGACCUUGUACUAUGCCGUGCUGGGUGUCAGCCCUCGCUUUGACAGCAGCCGCAGCACCUACACACUCAACGCUGACAGCCUGGCACAUGUCAUCAACCCCGUGGAGGCUCGACUCGGCUCUAAUGCUGCAUCCUCGAACCCGGUGUUGAAUUUUCUCCUGUAUGUCCCGGAUGCCCAUCAUUCACCCCUUUACAUCCAUGACCGCAAGAAACAAGAAGUUCCAUCUAAUGCUUUUCACUCUCCGCGUUGGGGUGGAAUCAUGGUUUAUAAUGUUAAUGAUUUCUAUGGACCGGAGGCCGUUUUCCCUGUUGACAUCAACAUCGACAUGGCUAAAGUUAUGGGAGUCUUCCUCGCUCAGCUUCGGCUGCUGCUGGGUGUACAGUCGUCCUCUGCUCCCCCCGGCUUCCUGGUCGCACCGUGCGGCACUGCAGGACUUGCUGACUGGGAGCUGGAUCGCCUCAUGUGGAGUCGGAGUGUGGAAAAUGUGGCAACAGCAACCACCACCAUCACCUCACUGGCACAGCUGCUGGACCAGAUAGGCAAUAUCGUAAUUAAUGACAACAUCGCCGAACAGGUGUCCAGUGCCGUCACGUCUCUGCAGCUGGCUGUGGCUGAGCUGGAGUCCGGGAACCUCGGCUUUGCUCUGCAGUACAGUAAAGAGGCCAUCUUGGCAUCAGAGAGAGCAUUCUUCGACCCUUCGCUCCUCCACCUCCUCUACUUCCCUGAUGACCAGAAGUUUGCCAUCUACAUACCGCUCUUCCUGCCCAUGUGUGUGCCUAUUCUGCUGUCGCUUCUCAAAAUCAUAUCUGACGCUAGGCAGAAACGCAGAGAUAAACAAGCCAAGAAGGACUGAGAAACACAAAUGAGCAUAAGGCCUAAACAAGAAACACAUUAUACACACACUGUUUUGAGAGUGGCCUUGACAUUUAGGUACAAAGGAAGCACGAAAAACGGCUUGUCUGCAGCAUUGAGGUGUUGGGUUCACGAAUCAGUGUGUAUGAUUUCAUGUGAGGGAGAUUGUGUUUAUCUUGAGAUUUUAAUGAAAGACGAAUGUGGGUGUCAGACACUGUACUGUUGAAAGCUUGAAUUGCUGUAAAAAAUGUGUAAAAGUUUUAUAUUUGAAUUCCACUCUAAGUUAUUAACAAAUAAAAUUGCAACUCGUUUUUGUAUCAUUUUACUUUCUGUUUGGCCUGAUUGGCCUCUUGGGAUAGCAAGAGCAUAAGAAUACUAGAAAUAUAUAAAUGGGAAAGACUUCUUUCCAAAGAAACUUAAGCCAAUUUUGUCCAAGUCGUGUGUGCAGUGUUUGUGUCCGUGGUGUUUUAAUGAAGUUGUUCAGUGUUUUUUGAUUGCUUCUGUUAUGUAACAAAUAAAAGCACUGAAAAUGUC